Messenger RNA from Penicillium digitatum Pd1, 690 nucleotides. The record is from RefSeq and is a predicted model, not a curated record. Lineage: Eukaryota; Fungi; Ascomycota; Eurotiomycetes; Eurotiales; Aspergillaceae.
AUGGUUGCAUUUGUUAAAUUUCGUUUGGAUCGAAACGGUAAACGUCUUUUAACGGAGUUUGGCGCGAUAGGAUCGAAGAAGCGGAAGCGUGCGACUCUUGAAGCUGAGUACGACGAAGACCCUGAAUCUUUUCAGUUACGUGAUCCUGAUCUUGCUGUUAGGAUCGAAGCCAAACGCCUACGGCAAGAGUUCGUCGAGCACGAUGAAUAUGAUUUGCGGAAGAUGGAUCGCCCUUGGCAGAUCCAAUUAUGCAAAGAGCUUGAAGAAGCCCCUGAUGAUCGUACGAUCCACUGGGUGUACGGGCCCGAGGGUAAUGAGGGCAAAUCUACAUUUGUCAAGUGUCUUAUGAAGAAAGGCUGGGUUAUGGUCAAUGCCGGUGCGGCAGCUGAUAUGAAAGAUCAGUAUACUCAGCAAGGAAUGACCAAGAAUAUGGUCGUUGAUAUUCCUCGCUAUGUGCAAGGAGUGGAGUAUUCUGGUGUCUACUCGCUUGUGGAAGAAGUUAAGAAUCGGUUGAUCGCGUCUACGAAGUACCGACCGGAACAGGUCGUUGAUGUUAGCAGAGUACAUGUUGUUGUGAUGUCCAACAAGAAGCCGGAUAUGGAGAUGCUCAGCAAGGAUAGAAUAUGUUUACAUGAUUUGUCACCUCAGAGUGUUGAGGUUGAUUGUGGUGAUAGGCCACACAGUUGUUAG